Molecule: messenger RNA, 2853 nt
Organism: Knipowitschia caucasica
Lineage: Eukaryota; Metazoa; Chordata; Actinopteri; Gobiiformes; Gobiidae
Source: the annotation of a GenBank genome assembly
AUGGAGCCAGUGUCUGCUGAAUUCGUGAGGACCAUAGACUGGACCAGCCGCUAUGUCAGCGUAUCUACUCCGGUUGCAUCAGUCAGGAAUGCUUAUCACCCGGAUGGCCCCCUCUUACGCCAUGUAGUGGUGUACUGUCCAUUCACAGGGAUAGAGCAGACGUUUCCUUGCAGUAAAUGGCUGGAUGAGAAGGAGGGAGACGGACUGAUCGAGAGAGAGCUCUAUGAGAUGGUGUCACUUCGCCAAAAAAGACAAAAGAAGCACCCAUGGUCUUUGUGGAUCUGGACUUCAGACAUCCCAAGUGCAGGGACAGACGCAGACAUCUCCUUCCAGAUUUAUGGAGAGAAAGGCAAAUCUGAUGAGAUUCGACUGGACAACAAAACAGACAACUUUGAGCAAGGCCAAACGGACCGAUUUAUGGUUGAGCUGCCUGACUUCGGGAAAAUGACUAAACUUCGCAUUUGGCACGAGAAAAGGAAUCCAUUUGCAGGAUGGCAUCUGAGUAAGGCGACCAUCAUGAAGACUUUAACAAAAGAGAAGUACACCUUUCCUUGCGAGCGCUGGCUUGACGUCAACGAGGAUGACAAUGAAGUGGUGAGGGAGCUUCCUGCCACUGGAGCCCUCAUAGACGAGCCGCUGACCGUCAUCAAGUACAGAGUCACCGUCUGCACGGGGAACAUUGGGGGAAGUGGAACUGAUGCUUUAGUGUUUCUCAACUUAAUCGGAGACAAAGGAGACACUGGAGACCGAGAACUGAUCAACUGCAAAAACAACGUCAACAAGUUUGAAAAAGGAAAUCUUGACGAAUUCAUUAUUGAGGCUGUGUCUGUGGGGCGGGUGCGCAGAAUCAGGAUCGGUCACAAUGGGAAAGGUGGAGGCUGCGGCUGGUUUCUGGAUAAAGUGAUCGUGAGGGAGGAGGGAGAAGCAGAAGCCAACGCUGUAGAGUUUCCAUGCAACAGAUGGUUUGAUCGGAAUGAGGACGAUGGCCAAAUUGUGAGGGAGUUAGUGCCGUUUUCAGACGGCCAGCGUCUUUAUAAUGUGAACUAUCACAUCACUGUAAAGACUGGAAGCAUUCCUGGAGGCAGCUCGGACUCUAACGUGUUUGUGAAGCUUUAUGGAGAGAAAGGCGACACCAGCAGAAUGAUGCUACUGGUCUCAGACAACAAUCUGGGAAACUACUUUGAGAUGGGCCGCGUGGACGUGUUCACUGUGGAAACCUUUGACAUCGGACAGAUAAACCGGAUGAGGAUUGGCCACACUAACGAGGGCAUGCGUGCGGGCUGGUUUCUGGACAGUGUUCAGAUCAUGGUGCCAGUCCAUGGGAACCAGUACAUGUUUCCCAGUCAUCGCUGGCUCUGUAAAGACGAGGCAGAUGGGAAGACAGAGGUGGAAAUUUACCCUAGUGAAAUCCUGGACUUGGAACAGUCCAUGAAUUAUGAGAUAAGCGUUGUGACGGGAGAUGUGACAUUUGCUGGCACCAAUGCCAGAGUGUUUAUUCAGAUGUUCGGAGAGAAAGGAAAGACUGAAGUGACAAUCCUGGAAAGCAGAUCCAAUAAUUUUGAGAGAAAUACCACAGAAAUAUACAAGAUUGAGGGAAAAGACAUUGGUAAAAUCUUCAAGAUCCGAAUCGGCCAUGAUGGCUCUGGGAUCGGCCCCGGGUGGUUCCUCGAGUCUGUGGACGUCAAACACCUGAUCAUGGCCAUGGCGCCCAAAGAGAAGAAAAAGGAAGACAAGAAGAAAAAGAAGAAGAAGAAGAAAGAUGAAGAAGAGGAGGAAGAAGGGGAGGAGCUGCAGGAGGUGGUGUUCACAUAUCAUUUCCCCUGCUCUCGGUGGCUCGCAUCAGGAGAGGAGGACGGAGAGCUCGUGGUAGAGCUGCUGCCCGAGGAUGCUGAGGAUAUGGAAGUGAACACCUACGACGUGAGUGUCUUCACUGGAGUCAUGAUGGGAGCCGGGACUGACGCCAAAGUCUUUGUUAAUAUUUAUGGAGAACAUGGAGACACCGGAGAGCGCUACCUGAAGAGCUCCAACAACCUCAACAAGUUUGAAAAGGGCCAGGAGGAUCGGUUCACGGUGACGGCCGUUGACCUGGGUCCUCUGAAGAAGCUCCGCAUUCGCCAUGACAACUCUGGCUCGUACUCCUCCUGGUAUCUGGACCGGGUCGAGAUAGUGGACUCUAAGGACGACACAACAUAUUUCUUUCCGUGUAAUCGCUGGUUAGCUGUGGAUGAGGAUGACGGACAGAUCGCCAGAGAGCUGGUGCCGGUGGACGAGGCCUUCAUGUGGAAAGACGACGAUGAUGAAGAAGGGGGGGGAGCCAAACUGGGACUCGAACAGAAGUCCAUGUCGACUACAUACACACUGAAAAUCAAAACUGGAGAAAAGAAGUAUGCCGGAACAGAUGCCAACGUCUUUGCCAUUCUUUUUGGUGAAAACGAUGACACAGGUAUUAUCAACCUCAAAGCCUGUAAGAACUACAAGAACAAGUUUGAGCAAGGGAUGAUUAAUGAGUUCAUCGUGGAGGCAGUGGACUUGGGAGACCUGGAAAAGAUGCGAAUUGGACAUGACAAUUCAGGCGGGUCUUCAGGCUGGUUCUUGGACUGGGUGGAGAUUGACGCUCCGUCCCAAGGUCAGCGACUGCGGUUCCCCUGCGGCAGAUGGUUGGACAAGGGCGAGGACGACGGCGCCAUAGUACGAGACCUGUUUCCCGCAGAAUUACAAACUGAAUACUACACGCCAUGUGAGUCGGGGUUCCAUGAUCUGUCAGUUCGGGAUAACAGCUGUCCGAACAUUAUUGUGAGACUGUGCAAAAUGUAUUGGUGUGCAGAUUACAGGCCUCUCUCCUUUGUCCAAUGA